UUUCCAGGAUGACUCAGGUAUUACAACACUGAACUGAUAUAAAACUCCUUUAUUCUACAGAAACCUUCAUUAUCAUCAUCGUCGUCUCAGUUCCACCCCUGCUGAGCUUUCAGCAUGAUGGCAGGACUGAGGAGAUGGAGAACUCUGCAGAUCCUGAUCCUCUUCAGCCUCCUUGGCCUCAGCGGACAGUUUGAGAUGAAGGAGGAUCUGAGGGAGAAGGUCGAGCCUGAUGUUGCUGCACUGCAUCGCCUCCAAAGACCGCCUGGACAACUGUUUCACUCUGCAGACACAAACAGGUUGAACGUUGACCAGAGCCCGAUGAGUUUGCUGCGUGGAUUUCAGGAGAGUGGAAACUUCACAGCUUGUGUCAUAAAGAAGGAACAGGAUCUUGACGUCCUGUUGGCACUUACUGAGAAACAGAAGACAGACGACUGGUUGCUAACAGCUUCAGAGAUCUCACACAGCUACAGCCAGAAACUUCUGAUCAUGACGGACAAAGACAAGUCAACGAGUGACAGAGUCCACCAGGAAGACUUCAUGGAUCCUCGUUACUCUGAAAUAGUCAGCGAGGAAUGUUUGUACAAUGAAUCCUGUGUACCAGAAGUAGGCAGCAGCUCUGUUUCUGGUCUUUCUGCUUCAUCACUUGCUAAUCUGAUGCUGAAAACAUCUCUGGAAGCAGCAGGAGUUUUCUCUCUUGAUGGAAACACGACCACAGAGUUCCAACAUAACUUCAUGAGAGCUUUUAUGGUCCGGGGACUGAAAGCGGUCUUAGAAACCAACCAGGAGAAUCACCAGAUUUACCAGGUGAUGGGUCAGCCGGACUCAGUCUCCACGUACAGAAUUCCUCAAAGAGAAGUGGAUCCCAGCACCCAGUACGACCACCAGCAGAUAAUCAUGUUACAGGACGAUGAAGUGGUCAGAAAAGCUGCAUCUUUUCUUUAUGAGGAGCAUCCAGCAGUGAGUUCCGUCUAUGUUCUGGAUGACAAGCAAAAAGUGAAACUGAUUGGAGGUAAAUCAACACCUCUGUCAGAGAACAGCAGGCUGGUUCUGGUGGGCCACGGAGCCAGAGACCAGUCUGGAGAGAUGAGAGUUUCAGGGUUCUCGUACGAAGAUGUGUCCAGCAUCAUUCAGAGCACCUCCAGGGUGGGAAAUAAAAUCAGAACAACCAGAGUGUUGGCCUGUGAGGUGGGAUCGGAUCAACGGUUCAUAGAAAGUCUGCUGAAGACGCUGAGAGGAGUCGGCAUUGAGACGGAGCUGCACCUGUGGAACGCUGUGAUCCAGGUCACUCAGACGGGAAACAUAAUCAGUCGGGACGUCUCUCCAGAUGGACCGCAGUGGAGACUCAACGAUGGCAGCAAGAAGGUGGUGGCAGCUCUCCACAGGAACGGAGAGGUGAUCCGAAGACACGAGUCUGGAAGUAGAGGAGAGCAGGUUUUUACCGAGGAAACAAACUUCCUACAACCUCCCAAAAACACAGGAAAAGCAGGAGCUUCAACAACACAGCAACCACAGAGUUUUAUUUCCCCAGAAGUUUAUAAUAAAAUGGAUCAAAAUGACUUUGGUGAAGUUAAGCAAAUAAAAAAGGACUUUAAUAAAAUUGAAGGCCUGACUUGGGGAAUGUUUCACUCCGACCAACAAGCACCAGGGAGAGUCCCUAUCAACGCCAACAUAGAAGAUGAGUGUAAGCUUGGAAACUGUUAUUUGAUGAACAUCCGAUGGCACAAGGAGGAAGCUGGAUUAAUAAAAACCUGCGAGGAUUCAGAGGCUCGGCAGCACCUGACGAGUCCAGCUCAACCCCACGAAACACACAGUUAG
This is a messenger RNA of Melanotaenia boesemani (Boeseman's rainbowfish), 1815 nucleotides long. RefSeq lists its product as uncharacterized. Bases 115 to 1815 code for a protein of 566 amino acids. The transcript has 7 exons. Lineage: Eukaryota; Metazoa; Chordata; Actinopteri; Atheriniformes; Melanotaeniidae. The record is from RefSeq and is a predicted model, not a curated record.